AUGACCGAAGCCCCUAAAGGAGAGACUAUAGACCGCAACAGCAGCCAAAACAGCAAGCCCAAGAAGAAGCCCAAGAAGCCCCAAAAUCGCAAAGAGGCACGGGCCAUUCAAUUGCAGCAAAAGGUACAAGAAGAACAGCAACGAAAGAACCCAAAUGGUGAAGUCAUACCCAACAAUAAAAAGCAGCAAGAAGAGCAAUGGUUGGAUCCCUGUGUGGAGACAGUUGGACAAUGCAUUUGCUGCUGUGGAUUGUGUGAGGAGGACUCUAAAUGUGGUCAACGUUGCGAGGCUGUUUGCCUUCCCUGCCUUCCCUGCCUUUACUGCCUUGCCUGCUGUUGUGGUGGAACUUCGAAAUACGCUUCAUAG
Messenger RNA from Seminavis robusta, 366 nucleotides. NCBI's taxonomy places the organism in Eukaryota, Bacillariophyta, Bacillariophyceae, Naviculales, Naviculaceae. The record is from the annotation of a GenBank genome assembly.